Molecule: messenger RNA, 1793 nt
Organism: Gallus gallus (chicken)
Lineage: Eukaryota; Metazoa; Chordata; Aves; Galliformes; Phasianidae
Gene: TTC4
Product: tetratricopeptide repeat domain 4
Exons: 10
Coding region: 33-1157 (374 amino acids)
Molecular function (GO): Hsp90 protein binding
Source: RefSeq, a predicted model, not a curated record
GGAAAAGGCGGGGCGGACAGACCGGUGGCAGCAUGGCGGACGCCGGGGAGAGCGGCGACGCGGUGCCGCGCUACCGGAACGGCUUCCAUCCCGACACGUGGGAGCAGGAGCUGGAGGCCAUCCCCAUGUUCAUGAAGCGCUGCCCUGCCGAGAUCGACGCGGCGCGGCAGCCCGACCUGGCCUGCCUGCAGUCCCUGCUGUUCGACGAGGAGAAGGAGCCCGCAGAGCUGGCCGCCAUGUACAAGAACGAGGGGAACGCGUACUUCGGCGAGAAGGACUACGGCAGGGCCGUGCGGGCCUACAGCGAGGGGCUGCGGCAGCGCUUCGGGGACGCGGAGCUACGAGCCGUGCUGCUGUCCAACAGGGCGGCCGCGCAGUGCCGCCUGGGUAACUACCGCUCCGCCCUUGCUGAUGCGACCCAAGCCAGGAAGCUGAAGCCCGACCACCUCAAAGCCGUCGUGAGGGGAGCUCUCUGUCACAUGGAGCUAAAGAACUACUCUGAAGCAAUAGCGUGGUGUGAGGAGGGCUUGCGAAUAGAUCCAAAAGAGAAAAAGCUUCUGGAAGCGAGAGCUAAAGCUGACAAAUUAAAGCAAAUUGAGGAGAGGGAUGCAAGGAAGGCAAAGGCAAUGGCAAAGAAGGAACAGUGUCAAAAGGAACGUUUGCUUGCAGCAAUAAAGGAAAGAAAUAUCAAGCUGGUUGUCGAACCUUCAAGUGAAGAAGAGGAAAUAUCAGAUGGUCUGGCUGAGAUAUGUCUGAAUGGGUUCCGCUCUGACAGUGCCACAGGGGCAAAGGUGCACUUGGAUGCCGAUGGCAACCUGAGCUGGCCUGUCCUCUUCCUGUACCCUGAGCAUGAGCAGACAGACUUCAUUGAGGCUUUUCAUGAGAACUCCAGAUUUAUCGAUCAUUUAAUGGUGAUGUUUGCUGAGUUACCUCCUUGGGAUUUAGAGAGAAAAUACCUUCCCAGCAAUCUCGAGCUUUAUUUUGAAGAUGAAGAAAGAGCAGAAAUGUAUGAGCUGAACCCAAAGCACACAUUGCUACAAGUGCUGCAGCACCAAAGGUAUUUUGUGAAGGCGGGGACUCCGGCAGUGCUGGCUUUUGUGAAGAGUUCUCCUUUCUCUAAGAAGUAUUUCAGUGGCAAGAAGGUGCAUCGGCUGUAACGAGCAAGAAGGAACCAAGGAAUCACGUGCAAGAGACUGCUGUUUAUCUCGGCUACAGACAGCAAACUUCUGCUUGCACAGAAAUGCCCUGCACGCUUCAGGGGAGAAAUAAUCUUGGCACACAGAGAAACUUCCAGCAAAGAAGCGUAGAAGGAGAAUGAAGGGCUUACAAGAGGGGAUUAUUUGUUUAAAUAGAAAUCCAGCUGGCUUGCAGAAGGUCUCCUCUAUGACAGGCUGCAUGGGGUUUUGAAAUAAACCUGAAACAGUGCCAAACGUUGGCUGCAGCUGAAGCAACAGCAGCUGGGAAUGUACUUACCUGUGAAAAAUUGCUGAUUUCCUGCGAGGUGGGCUGUAGCUGCCAGGGUUUAACAGCAGUGCUCCGGGGUGAGUACCUGCCUGCUGCCACAAGCUGAAUGCAGCUGGGCUCCUGCACGGGCCAUUGCAGCUCUGAGGAUUAGCAGCAGCUGGUUUUCACUGCUCAGAGCUGCUGCUGGCCAGAGGAGAGCAGAGCUCUUUGUGUGGAGCAGUGUGUUUUACUGACUCUUUUGCUACCCGUAUGAACUGGAGCUAGACGUGUCUAUUUUAAGCAGGCUGAUCCCUGCCUAAUAAAUGAAGCGAUCCUUUUUUCUCACCGUA